This is a messenger RNA of Aureobasidium pullulans EXF-150, 1596 nucleotides long. Its product is annotated as general substrate transporter. Gene Ontology annotation, molecular function: carbohydrate:proton symporter activity. Lineage: Eukaryota; Fungi; Ascomycota; Dothideomycetes; Dothideales; Saccotheciaceae. Gene Ontology annotation, cellular component: membrane. Gene Ontology annotation, biological process: carbohydrate transport; transmembrane transport. The transcript is spliced from 5 exons. The record is from RefSeq and is a predicted model, not a curated record. Bases 1 to 1596 code for a protein of 531 amino acids.
AUGAAGCUUGAGAUUUCUCGACCUCCAGGCUAUGUCCUGGCAGCAGGCAUGGUGUCUCUCGGAGGGUUUCUGAAUGGCUACGAUACAGGCAGCAUCGGUGCUGUGACCGAAAUGCCAUUCUUCACAUCUAGCAUUGGCGAACUCACGCCCUUUCUCCGUGGAUUCACAGUCUCAUUGAUCAUGCUUACUGGGGCCUUCCCAUCCUUCUUUGCUGGACAACUUGCAGAUCGCUUUGGAAGACUUGCGAUUGUGGCAGCAGGUGCACUAGUGUUUGCUACUGGAGCUGCUUUGGAGGGAUGUGCCAACAAACUCGCCAUGUUUCUCGUUGGUAGAGCACUGUGUGGGAUUGGUGAGGGUCUUUGGAUCAGUAACAUCACAGUAUACAUUACAGAGAUUGCACCAUCGGCGCGAAGAGGCAUGCUAGUGUCGAUGCCUCAGUUCAUGGCUAAUGCUGGUAUUUGUGUUGGCUACUUUACCUGCUACGGAAGUGUGCAGAUUGAAUCGAGCUUCUCGUGGAGAGCACCAUACAUCAUUCAAGCUAUCCUCGGACUCGUCUUGGCUACCACACCAUUCAUUCUACCUCAAUCACCUCGCUGGCUUCUUCUCAACGGUCACCGCGACAAGGCUAUCGAGGAACUCAAACGCCUCGACUUUAGUGCCGUGGAGGCUGAGAAAGACUUGCUCGGUCCCGCCGCUGAACAACAGAUAUCCGCCAGACAACCCGGUGCUGUUGAGGGACUCACUCGACUCUUCCGCAAGCCGUAUCGCAAGCCUGCAUUACUCGCCCUCUAUGUGCUGGGAGUCAUACAACUCAGCGGUAUUGAUGGUGUGCUCUACUACGCAUCCACCCUCUUCGCCCAAGCCGGCAUCUCAGCAAAAACCUCCUCCUUCCUCGCCUCAGGCCUCUCAGCUAUUCUCAUGCUCGCAAUAAGCAUCCCGGCUGUCCUCUUCACCGACUCCAUAUCCCGCCGCACCAACGUAAUAACCGGCGGCUCCAUUCUAACCUUCUGCAUGUUCACAAUCGGCACACUCUACGCAUCCAACUCCGUCACUCCUCAAAAUCCAGCCCGUUGGCUCGUCAUCGUUUUGGUCUUCGUCUUCGGUCUAGCUUACUCCGCAACCUGGGGCAUCGUGGGCAAAAUCUACGCUUCGGAGAUCCAACCCGCUGCUACGAGAAGUGCUGCUAGUUCUGUAGCCCAAGGACUGGGUUUCUUUACGAAUUGGAUCGUCGCCAUCAUUACACCUGUGUUACUGGCAAACUCGAGCUUUGGAGCGUACUUUUUGUUCGGAAGCAUUUGUUUCGUUAGUGUGUUGGUGUUGAUGGUCAGUAUGCCUGAGACCAAAGGGUUGAGCCUUGAAGCUAUUCAAGAGGCUUUCUUGGUGCCCGGAACUGCUCAGAGGGGGAGGGUGGUCAGUUUGCUGAAGAGAUGGGCUGGUCUUGGAGGGUCUGUUCCUGUUGCUGCGGGAGGUGCACAAACCACAGAGUCUGCUGUUGAACUCAGGGAUGUGGGUGGUCUUUUGACUCAAGAUGCUGCUGUUAGUGGUGUACAGACGACCUCUCUGGAAAGUGGAAGUGAGAGAAGUGUCAGGGCCUAG